AUGGGAGGCAUUGAGCUGUUAUUGUCGAGUACAUUAAAUGUUGUGUUGAAUAUUGAAAUUUAUGGGUAUGGAUUUUUAAAUAUGAAAGAAGACAACGUUAUUAUGAGUGAGGGAAAUGUUUUAUUUAACGGAUUUUCUAAGUGUGUUUUAGAUGGUAUGUCCAUGUUUACUCUUAAAGGAUCUGUUGAAUUUGGUGAAAGUUCUACGUUAUCUCUAAAGGGGUAUUCAUCAAUUAGUUCAGAAACACCUUUUGGUAUAUACGGAAAUGCAGUGACCGAAGCGCAAGACGAUUCAAUUAUAAUGACCACAAGUACCAUUUCUUUUUAUGGAACAUCAAAGUUACUUCUUCAUAACGCUACAAUGUUGGCUUCUUCAUCCACUUUGAGUUUUUAUGGAAAUUCCAUUGGAAUUUUCGACGGAAGUGCUGGGUUAACGUCUGAAACGAUUGCGUAUGUAUAUGGAGAUGCAAAUAUUACAUUUAAAGGCACUAGUCGGAUAAUUCCAACAAACUCCCUUUCUUGUGGUGAUCGAGGAUGUUUUUGCAUUGGCAUCGUGUACAAUUACUUUGAGAAACAAUUCAAUUGCUGGAGCUACAAACUCUAUGUAUAUCAAUGCAAGUGCAGUUAUUUUAAUGGAAGGAAAUUCAUCUGUAAAUAG
This is a messenger RNA of Entamoeba invadens IP1, 657 nucleotides long. RefSeq lists its product as hypothetical. Lineage: Eukaryota; Evosea; Mastigamoebida; Endamoebidae. The transcript is spliced from 2 exons. The coding region runs from base 1 to 657 and encodes 218 amino acids. The record is from RefSeq and is a predicted model, not a curated record.